Molecule: messenger RNA, 2577 nt
Organism: Patiria miniata (bat star)
Lineage: Eukaryota; Metazoa; Echinodermata; Asteroidea; Valvatida; Asterinidae
Product: plasminogen-like
Exons: 14
Coding region: 56-1813 (585 amino acids)
Molecular function (GO): endopeptidase activity; signaling receptor binding
Source: RefSeq, a predicted model, not a curated record
CCAUUUUCAACGUCGAUGGUUGACACCAACGGUUUGUCCUGGAAAACCUAACAAAAUGGUGCCUAGACGUUACUUCGUUGCAGUGGUGCUGAGCUGCCUGCUCUCCUGCAACGCUGGAUUUGGCGAUCUAGAAAUCGGCGGACAUGAUUUCGAACUCCCUCCGCCCGUCGGCAUUGUGUGCGAUGAGUUAGCUGAAGCCAUCGAAGAAGCCAAAGUUGUCUUGUACUAUACACUCCACAUCGACUUCGACUGUCCCACCGCUCCCCCAUCGCCCUCAACAACGGCACCCCCUCCACCGCCGACUACCCAGCCCCCACCACCGCCGACUACCCAGCCCCCACCACCGCCGACCACCCAGCCCCCUCCACCGCCGACUACCCAGCCCCCUCCAACGCCGACUACCCAGCCCCCUCCACCGCCGACUACCCAGCCCCCUCCACCACCGACCACCCAGCCCCCACCACCACCGACCACCACGGAGAUCAUCGACAGUUCCUUCAGCUCUCUGUCAUCCUUCCAGCCCGAUGGGCCGCUCUCCGUGGCCUCUGACAACGACGGGGAGUUCAUUGGAGGCGGGGACGAGUGUUUCACUCGGCCGGACGCGGCAGACUACCGCGGUGUGGUCAGCCAGACCUGCAGCGGCAAGACCUGUCGUAGAUGGGACUCUGAGGGAGUCGAUCCAUUCUACAGUGAAUUGUUCGGCGACGACGCCAACUACUGCCGUAACACGGCCGAGCGAAGCACCGACGGUGGGAAGCGUUGGACGGCGUGGUGCUACGUCGACGGUCCGGCGGGUUCCUGGGAGUAUUGCGACGUGGGAGAGUUCCAAGACAAGUGCGAACCUGACCACAGUCCUGACGAUGUGGGAGAAUACGUUUGUGACGGCACGAAUCCCGAGUGUUACGAGGACCGCUUCGGCUCGGACUACCUGGGUCAUGUAAGCGUGACGGUCAACGGUCGAACCUGCCAGAUGUGGAACAUUGACUACCCACACAAACGCAAAAACAAAUACAAGCCGUCUAGCGACUCACUGCGAUUCGGUGACCACAACUACUGCCGGAACAGCGGAUAUCAGAAGGAUGGCCAACAGAUAUCCAAUCGGCGUCAACCCUGGUGCUAUACCACCGAUCCCGACGUGCUUUGGGAGUACUGCGAUGUGGGUCUUCCGUGCGACACGUGCCAAGGAAGAGACUUCGAUGAGAACGAAGAAACCCUGUACGAGGGUUCGUACCCAGAAUGCUACCUCCGGAAUGAUGCAAGUGACUACCGUGGAUUCGUGAACCAUACUCGCUCAGGUCUACCGUGCCAACGUUGGCUUCAGCAGUUUCCUCAUCCCGUUGCCAAGGGCAACGUGAUGCUGUUCGGUCACCAUGACAACUACUGCCGCAUCCGCCGACACGCCUAUCGCAAGGGCAAGAAGCCAUUCUGUUUCACCACGGACCCGGAGGUGGAGUGGGAAUACUGCGAGGUGGGUGAUCGGCACGAGGUCUGCAUCAACGAGCAUCUUAAACCGGUCGCGCCGUACGUUGGGUACCGACCGGAGUGCUACAUGGAGAAGGACGGGCAAGACUACCGUGGUUUCAUCUCCACCACGGUGUCUGGAAUCACCUGCGAGUUCUGGAGAGACAGACCCAACAACAAGAAGUACUACAAAGCCUUCAAAGAGGAGGAGAACUACUGCCGUACUUUAGGCAUCGAGGCCGGUCCAGGCCGCGGCAAGCCAUGGUGCUUCGUUGUGGGUCAUCCCACCCAGGACUGGGAUUACUGUGACGUGGGACCGCGCUACAGACACUGCGUCGAGGAGUAUGUCUAGCCGGUAAAAGUGUAGACAAAAACUCUGCUCGAACGGAACGAUACGAAUUGGACUUCAAGGUACACUUAUUAGACCUUACUUUCUUUCUUUAAUUAUUGCUUAAGAACCUCCUUUGAAAUGAAAUAGUAUUACUUCUUUAUUAAGAAUAUGGUUGACUGGAGCAAAAUGUUCAGAGGGAUGCAAGUGGCUCUGACAUUUUAGCAGGACAUUGGAUGUAUACGACAACAAAUAUUCACGGUGUUUAAGCGCAAGAAAUGUUAUCUACAAUUUAAAAAAAGCAGGAAAUUCUGCCAUGGCAGAACUUACAUCCUUGAUGAAACCCACGAUUAUCUUUGCCAUAAUACCUAGAUUCUCAUCAAGUCUUGGGAUUACACACUUUUGGCUCGCUCCUUACAUUGUUCCAGCCUUGGAAAGAGCCUUUACUGCCCCGUGAAAGGUGUGCUUCUCUUGCGAAAUAUGGUGCAUGUCGGUACUCACUCGGUUGAAAAUUGGGCCAACUACUUUAACAGUAUCACUACUAAAUGGUAAAGUCCACAACGACCCGAAUAUGAAAUCACCUGUCAAACAUCAAGAAACCAACAAUGGCAAUAGCUUCAUUUAUAAAUAGGAGUUUAAUUAUGUCAUCGGCAAGAAAUUUGUGUACACGACUGUUAAACUUUAGUUGUGAUUUAAAAUUCAAGUUUGACUUCAAUGUAAUACUGUUUAAUCCUUUAAGUAUAGUUAUACUGAAUGUUAAUAAACAAAAUACUUACUUGGCAACCAGA